ACUUUUCUCAACCCUUUGGAUAACCAACAACUAAAAGCAGUACAGAAAUGAACGGACACGUGACCUUAGCAAUUCUCGUCGUCUGCUGGUUGGGCGCAGCAGUAGCUGACGAGGACGGAUCUCGUCUGUCUCCCCCCAGACCAGCCAUUUCAUGUGUUGACCAAUACUCCCGUGACGCAUGUCUGAGACGUCCAAACGGCGACUACCCACUCUGCAGCCAUUGUCAGUAUGGCUACUACGCCACCUGCUCUAACGAAAUUCUUUACCUGAGACCCUGUCCCGAUGCCUACUACAAUGGCAACCGUUUUGUGGCCAAGAUGGUGUUUAACGUCUACACAAGAGACUGUCAGAAAUACGCGCCAAAUUGCCCAAGAUACUGAUCCACCCACACACAUUCGCACAAAAAAAUAAU
Messenger RNA from Physella acuta, 412 nucleotides. RefSeq lists its product as uncharacterized. Lineage: Eukaryota; Metazoa; Mollusca; Gastropoda; Physidae. The record is from RefSeq and is a predicted model, not a curated record.